GUGGGAGACCCUUAAUCUCACUCCUCGCCUGCCUUCGAUCGCUCGCCGUUGUUUCCCGAUCAUUUCCUACGCCUCCCCAAAAUCCUAAACCUCCGGAACUCUCCCUCGCCGAUGGCUAGCCGACUUGUACAAGGACAAGAAGGAGAAACAGGAGGGCGUCUCGCCGACCCAUCUAUUUCUUAUCCUAUCAUCCCUGCCGGCGAGCAGACCGUCUGGGCCGACGUCAGUCCCCUCAUCGCCUCCGCCUGCAAUGAUCUUCAAGAUGGUCAGCUCAUACAUGGAGAAAAUUUCAGCCUUUUUGCAGCAAUGUCUGCUCUGGAGAUAAUGGAUCCAAAGAUGGAUGCUGGAGUUGAAAAAUGUGGAUACUACUCGAUCGAGGAAGCUAUAGAAAAUAAUGUUGCUCCAGUUCCUCUCAGCCUGAACCCGACUCUUGAUGUUCAACGUGUGAUUGAUGUCAUUGACCAUCUUUUUUCUUGUGAGGCUACUUGGUACAAAGGUCAUACGUUGGCACAAACUGUUUUUUCAUGCAUAUAUCUCUUGAGGAUUGAACGGACAUCUUCACAUGCAUUGCUGCAUUCAUAUUGCAGAAUUAUGCGAGCUACUUGUAAUGCUGUUAUCUCUGUAGUUUCUGAUUCACGUACACAUGAGGAGGAGGACCUUUUCACAAUGGCUUAUGGGCUUCCUCUGAAAGGAGAAGGUGACGAAAAAUGCUUAUCAAUUCUAAAUUCAGUUGAGGAAACAAUUUCUCGCCAACUUCGAGCUUGCAAAGCCCAGUCAUUAAAGAAGAAGCAAUUAGAAGAUAUUGAGCCUCUACAAAGUAAUCCUGACUUGGAAGAAGGCUAUUGCAGAGCUCUUCUUUGUCGUUUACGUUUUCGUAAGCACUAUUACCUUGUUCUCACGAGUAUGAAGAAACCCCAAGGAAAGGGUUUGGAGUUGGCUCGUAAACAUGUGGCAUCAUGCUUGUCUGAAUUAACUCACAUCACUAAGUCACAAGAAUUCCUCAGAGCCUUGUCAUAUGGAUUUCAUCAAGAUGAUAUUCAAAGUAGCACCACUGCCUCAGGUUGUAGGCCUAUUGGUUUUGAUGCUAGCUUAAACAACAGAUUUUCUGCUCCAACUCCACCACGGGCAACACAUAUCCUUAGUUGGAAAGAAGCUGUCAGUUAUUUUCAGAAGCUGCUGAGUGAUUUAGAUUUCGUAUGUUCCUUGAACACGGAUUUAGUGCUUGAUGAUGUUUUCUGCUUUAUUGUCCAAUUCCAGAAACCUCAACCUGAUCUGGUGGCUAGAGCUCAUCUCCAGAUUUUAUUGAUUCAAGAUGGAAAGCUUUACGGCAAAGAAUUCUUUCAUGAUAUUAUCUCAAGAGAAUUAGGGCUACCAGAACUUACAAAGGGUAAAGAACAUCAGAAAAAUGAGUUCAUUGUACAGUUAGGCCAGGUGCGAACUGAUAAUUCUUAAAUUGGGUAGGGUAAUAUCUAAAUAUAGCCACAACUAU
Zingiber officinale is the source of this 1489-nucleotide messenger RNA. Its product is annotated as N-alpha-acetyltransferase 35, NatC auxiliary subunit-like. Gene Ontology annotation, biological process: N-terminal peptidyl-methionine acetylation. Gene Ontology annotation, cellular component: NatC complex. The record is from RefSeq and is a predicted model, not a curated record. NCBI's taxonomy places the organism in Eukaryota, Viridiplantae, Streptophyta, Magnoliopsida, Zingiberales, Zingiberaceae. Bases 112 to 1452 code for a protein of 446 amino acids. The transcript has 9 exons.